AUGGUAAAUAUUAAAGUAAAAUUUGGAACAAUUGCUCGUCGUCUUGGCAUUUCCUCUAUCACGACUUGGUCGGAAUUCGAAUCUCAAUUGCGUACCUUAUUUAAUAUUCCUCAAAACGUUCCCAUAGUAACUACUUAUACUGAUGAGGAAGGCGAUACUAUUACACUUUCGAGUGAUAUAGAACUUCAAGAAGUUCUUUCUAAUGCCUUCAAUAAUAAUACGAUCAAAUUCAAUUUAACCACGUCAAAUGGGAAUCAUUUGAAUCACGAUAUCAUGAUAGACGAAGAAACUUUUAGUUUAAUUAAUGGUGUAUCUGCCAUUCAAAUUGAAGAAUCAAAUAAUGAUAACAGACAUGAAGAAAUUCCUGGAGAGACUUCAAAAAAAGCCGCUGAAACUACCAACAACGGUACACAAAACCAAUCUAAAGACGAUCAAGUAAACAUUGACGAUGAUCCGGAAAUUAUUGUGAUUAUCGCCAGUAAUCCAUGGUCACAUAGACGUCGUGCUCAUUGUGGAGCUCAAAGAUUCAGUGGAUGCAAUCCAUAUUAUUACACCUUUGGUGAAAGAUCCCGUCGUGGAAACACACAACCGGAUUGCAACAACUCUAGAGGAUGUAAUAGAUUCGCCGCUUCUCAUAAUUACGGAUGUGGUAGACGCUAUCGUAGACAUCAACAAAUUUCAUCAGAAGUUGUAGCAGAAAAGGUAAACGUAUUGCAUACGAUGGGAUUUGUUGAGGAUAAUUUGGAAGGAUUAGUAAAGAAAUAUAACGGAAAUCUCGAACACAUCAUUGAGGGAGUAGGUUUCGGAAACAGUUCUGGAACAAGAAAAUCCACCUUUGCUUUUUUAUCCCCGUCACCUCAAAUUGCCGCGCUCAACCUUCUCUAA
Messenger RNA from Funneliformis caledonium, 885 nucleotides. NCBI's taxonomy places the organism in Eukaryota, Fungi, Glomeromycota, Glomeromycetes, Glomerales, Glomeraceae. The record is from the annotation of a GenBank genome assembly.